Epinephelus moara (kelp grouper) is the source of this 1382-nucleotide messenger RNA. Its product is annotated as melanocortin-2 receptor accessory protein 2A-like. Bases 178 to 876 code for a protein of 232 amino acids. The transcript is spliced from 4 exons. Lineage: Eukaryota; Metazoa; Chordata; Actinopteri; Perciformes; Serranidae. Gene Ontology annotation, biological process: regulation of adenylate cyclase-activating G protein-coupled receptor signaling pathway; protein localization to plasma membrane. The record is from RefSeq and is a predicted model, not a curated record. Gene Ontology annotation, molecular function: signaling receptor regulator activity; type 5 melanocortin receptor binding; type 4 melanocortin receptor binding. Gene Ontology annotation, cellular component: endoplasmic reticulum; plasma membrane.
UCCCGCUCUUUACCAGCUUUUUGGGUCGUGGUUGUAUUGCGGAAGACGGACGUAACACCUAAAGGAAUUGUUUGCGGAAUUCCCAAAAAAAAUUAACAGGCUGCAGACUUGUUUUCAACAACACCAGGGAGGCUUGACAUCGCUUGGAGAUUGUGGUGCAAAAAAAAUCGAUUUGAAAUGUCCGACUUCCACAACCGGAGCCAAACCAGCGCACGUCGCAGUGACUACGUGUGGCAGUAUGAAUAUUACGACGAUGAGGAGCCCGUGUCGUUUGAGGGACUCAAAGCGCACAGAUACUCCAUCGUCAUCGGCUUCUGGGUCGGACUUGCUGUGUUUGUCAUUUUCAUGUUCUUUGUUCUCACGCUGCUCACAAAGACAGGAGCGCCACAUCAAGAAAACCCAGACUCUGCUGAAAAGCGCCAUCGACCAGGCAGCUGUCUGGUAGACAUCGGCAGCCCCCAGGAUGAAAAUGACAAAGCCUUUUCUCGCCCUCUGCUAGCCGAGUCCCGCUCUUAUUUUCAUUUCUACAUCAACGAGGAGGAUCAGGGUCAGGGGAAGCAAAAACCAGGGGAUGAGAGGGUCGGAAAGCACAGCGGGGCUCGUGCCCAGCAGGGGACCAGAGGUAUCAGCUCGUCGGGGAUGAUGGACGAGAUGGAAGAGGACGCCGAGGAAGCUCAGGGACACCAACCUCUCAAGGGAUUAAUAGAGGAGGGUAAGACCGACAGAGAAUGUGCCUUCUUUUCCCACUUCAACAUCCCUAACUUUGUGAACUUGGAGCACAGUUCGACACUCGGAGAGGAUGAUCUGCUGUAUGAGCCGUCCGCCAUCCUGGAGCGCCAGUCUCACUCUCAGGAUGCUCACUGUGACAUCCGCUAACGCUGUUUCCACAAAAGGCAUGGACAUGGUGUCAGUGUAUUUGCUUUCCUUUCACAUGGCCAUUUGUGAUCCGAAACACACACAUCUGCCGCACAGCUAUAUAUUUUUUGCCUUAAAAGAAUCUCUGCUUGGAGCUUUUAGCCUUUUCAGCGAGCCUACAUUCAGAUCAACAAACAAGGGUACAGGACAUGACCCAAAACUCCAUAUUCAGUGUGACUCACAGUUAUAAGAUGGCCUUUCUCCCUGAAGAUAAAAUAGCCUCACAAAUUUUCCCUUUUACUUCGAAUAUCGGGCUCUUCUCUGAAGUGGAUAUGGCCGUAUUGUACCUGGAGUAGACGCCGUUCCACACAGUGAAAUGAGAGGACAAAGGCUCACCAGGGAGAGAUGCUUUGUGCAAUUCAUUCAGCUGUUACUGCUGUCCUGCUUUCUUGUGCAAUUCUGGACAAUGGACAUUAUCUCUCCAACGCUGCAUAAGUCCCAGUUGGUCAACAUACUGCAUUAAAGGC